Molecule: messenger RNA, 4920 nt
Organism: Eremothecium sinecaudum
Lineage: Eukaryota; Fungi; Ascomycota; Saccharomycetes; Saccharomycetales; Saccharomycetaceae
Gene: CMR2
Product: Cmr2p
Exons: 1
Coding region: 1-4920 (1639 amino acids)
Cellular component (GO): cytosol
Source: RefSeq, a predicted model, not a curated record
AUGAUUGAUCUGACAAUACCCCCACGCUUACCUCCUGAGGCAGUUGAGCAGCUGAAAUUGGUUAUAGCGGACUUUGCGGAAGGAAAUCUGACACAUAAGGGCUAUCUAUCAAAACGACAGUAUAUAAUCGAGUCUGCUCAGCAGCUAACGCCCACUUCAAAAGAUACGGUAAGUGUUGUAAGUUUGCCGCAUUCGAGCGGUAGUAUAUCGGUGGCACAGUCACAGCGCCAAUCUCAACUUAUGUCAUCACCUGUUUCAGCAGUUGAAAGUCGGAAUCGGUCUAUAAUGUCAACUUACCGAUCGCAAGCGGCCAACGAGUAUUCAUCCUAUGACACGGAGCCAGGCUACAGUGUUACUACUUCCAACUCGCAGCGUCACUCUCAAAACCAGGGGGGAUUGAGAAAUUCAUGCCGAUAUAAACUGAAAUGCAAAGACGGCACGUACAAGCCGAUGAUGCCGUUACUGCCGAGGGUAGUACCCCAGCAGCAUUUUACGACUGAGUCCUUGCCAUUCAUUCUACGCUCAAGAUCUAGGCUGUAUCACCGUGAUGUUGCUAUGAUUGGGGUUAAUGCAAGGGGCAAGGAGACGAGCAUAACAUGGGAGAAAUUGUAUUUGAAGGCGGAAAUGGUGGCGAAUAAGUUAGGGAGAUCGGGCAUGUACAGCAUGGACAAGGUACUGUUAUGGUAUGAGAGUGGGGAUGCGAUCGAGUUUGCUGUGGCGUUAUUUGGCUGUUUUAUCGCGGGCGUAACAGCCGUGCCAGUAUCGCUGGAAAUAUACACACUGGUUGAGAUUACUGAAAUUGUUAAGCUGACGAACUCUAACUUUGUUUUAAUAUCAGAAGAAUGCUUUAAGCAAAUUGAAAACUUGCAUACAGAGACGUCGAAGCUGAAUCUACUAAAAAGCGGCCUCUUCAACAAUAUUACGUUCUUGAAGACAGAGGACUUGGGGAUGUAUACGAAGGCCAAGAAGUCCGCGCCUACCUUUGAUAUACCGAAGGUGUCCUAUAUUGAAUUUACCAGAACACCGUUAGGAAAGUUAUCUGGUAUCGUUAUGAAACAUAAAGUACUAGGGAGGCAGUUCGAAAAUUUUGCUGAUAUUUUGAAUUCUAGGUCUAAUGGUGCUUGGAAAAAGGGAGAUGUUCGUCGCCCAUACUCGCAAGCUAGCAAAUCUGCACAUCCUUAUGUUAUUUUAUCCAGUUUAGACCCAACACGAUCCACCGGCCUAAUUUUGGGGAUAUUAUUCAAUGUUUUCAGUGGAAACUUGUUACUUUGUUUGCAUCCGAGCGUAUUAAGGAAGCCUGGCGGUUAUGAAUCUAUAAUUAACAAAUACAGGGCUGAUAUAUUGCUGAAUGAUCAGCUAUUGUUGAAACAGGUUGUUAUUAACUACUUAGAAAACCCAGAAGUUACAAUUUCCAGAAGAUUUCGAAUUGAUUUCAGUUGCAUUAAAUGGUGUGUAACUUCGUGUACGACAAUUGAUACCGAGGUGAGCGAUAUGAUUGUUCACAAAUGGUUAAAAAACUUGGGCUGUGUGGAUGCUGCGCAAGCGUAUUCACCAAUGCUGACACUUUUAGACUUUGGAGGUGUUUUCAUAUCGGUACGUGAUCAGAUAGGCAAAGUAGAUCGCUUUCCCAUGCAUGAUACAAAACAUAUAUUACAAGAUGAUGUUUUCAUUGAUAAAGAAAAGUUGAAGGAUGGAAUUGUCCAACCCAGUAUCUUUGCUAUGAUAAAUCCCUCUAGUUCUACAAAGGACUACCUUCGCCUUGCUACAUUUGGAUAUCCUAUAAUGGACGCAUACGCAUGUAUUGUUGAUCCUGAUACAAAAAUUUUGGUAGAAGAUUUAACGGUUGGUGAAAUUUGGAUUUCAGCUCCUAGUGUGACUGACGAGUUUUACCAUAUGGAUAAGCUAACAGAGUUUGUGUUUAACGCCAAGCUCAAUUUCAAAAACAUGAUUUCCCUUCUUGAGUCGACUGAACCUAACUGUUCUCAAGAUACAUAUUUAGCUAAUAUGGAUAGGUUGACGGCUAUUAUGUCUGUAAUAUCUCCUGACACUCCAUUUUUGAGGACCAAAAUAGUUGGGUUCAUACACAAUGGUAAGAUCUAUACACUAUCUUUGAUUGAGGACAUGUUUCAGCAGAAUAAGUUAAUCAGGCUGGGAAAUUGGGCGCAUACAUCUGACCUCAGUAGGGGAAUAAAAAUACAACCAAAGCCUGAUAAUGCAAGUGUUAUAACUGAUAAAAGGUCAUCUGCCUCUUUAGAAUCUAAUAAUCGGGUGGUACAGAUCUUUUACUUUCAGCAUAUAAGCGAAAAUUUGGUUCGAGCAGUAGAUAAGGUUUCUGAAGUUGCUGCAUUUGAGAUGCCGACUAGAAAUGAUGAACAUCUAUUGGUUAUAGUAGUUGAGAGCCCCCUAGUGGGGAACUCUUUAUCUGCUGCUGUAAAUAUUAUCGGCGAAAAUGGAGCUAAGUCAGAUAAAAAAUCAAACAUGGAACAGAGAUUGAAUACACUUACAGACGAGAUAUACAAGGUUUUAUGGAUCUUGCACAGGAUUCAACCUUUCUGUUGUUUAGUUGCUCCACCUGGCUCUUUGCCACGAAGAUAUUGCUCUUUUGAGAUAGCGAAUAGAACUGUUGAAAAGAAAUUUCUCAGUGGUUUACUUGAAACUAAAUUUGUCAAAUUCCAGUUGGACAAUCUCAUUUUAGAUUUCGUACCACAUUCACAUUACUAUAAUGAGAGCAUAUUCUCAGAGCGACUUUCGAAAUUGAGGCAUGAUGCGAUCGGAAGACACAUAUUAUACCACUAUAAUGUUCCUCCAGAAAAGACUUGGCAAACAACAGGUGUUAAUUACAAGGAAAAAUCAUUUGAUGAUAGAACUGGGGUAGAGAUCACAAAAUUUAGUACAAUAUUGGAUAUAUUACAAUGGAGAGUUGACAGUCAGGAAAAUGAUUUUGCUUACGGCAACGGGUGCACAUAUAACACUGUAACUUCUACUGCCAAUCAGAAUAGGAAAUUCUCUUGGCAAUUAUUUGACUCAUUAAUUGCUUCUUAUGUGAAGAAGAUUGUUGAUUCUAAAACUCCGUUGAGGAGAGGUGAUUACGUGAUAGUCAUGGCGGACAAUAAGGUUGAAUAUGUGGCAAUGAUUAUGGCAUGCUUUUCUUGCCGUUUAAUUGCCAUUCCACUACCACUCCUAAAUGAUCAGUAUAGUUCAGAGGAGGCGAACUUUCUAAUAAGUGUCAUUAGGAGUUAUAACGUACAAAGAAUAUUUGCUGACUAUAGGGCUCACGCAAUUUUGGAACAGAAUGCUCAAUUGGGCGUUCAAUUAAAGAAAUACAAAAAUUUACCAAAGGUCACAGUUUUUAGUAAGUUGACACCAAGGGCUGGCUACAGUGUUAGAGGAUAUCAGAAAAUCUUGCUCGAAAGGUAUGGUCCUAUUAUGAAAGAUGACAUUUGUACCGUAUGGAUUGAUCGUGAGCAUGAUGCUGUCACUGAUUUAAAUGUUGUGAUGUCUCAUGGCUCGCUGCUUAUGAUGUGUAAGGUUUUGAAGGAAACCUUACAUAUGUCAAGCGAUAAUCCAUUGUUUUCCAUGUGUUGCUAUACUGUUAACAUAGGUUUUCUCUACAGCUGUAUGCUUGGAAUUUAUGUUGGUACGACAACAAACUUAUUCAGCCCCACUGAAUUCAAUUCUAAUCCUAAUGAGCUGCUUGUUGGCUUACAAAAUACCAACGUCAAAGAUAUAGUCCUUACUCCAGAUAUUUUAUACAUCAUAAUGGACCGUGGAACAAAUAUUAUUGAAAAACAGAAAAAGUUUUUGUUUCCUAAUAACAAGACCAAGAACUCCAAGGCAAUCUCUGCUGGCCUUCAAACCCAUUUUUUACAGGAUAUUCAUAAUAUUAUGAUACCUUUCCGUGGGAGGCCCAGGUUUCAGCCUAUAAAAGCUUUAUUAGAAAAAUAUCCCCUUGCAGGCGUAUCACCAAUUCAACUUAACUACGUGUACCAGCAUCACUUCAAUCCUUUUAUUUCAUUGCGUUCCUACAUGGGUAUUCCGCCUGUUGAUAUAUAUUUGGACCCUGUUUCUUUACGUGAAGGUGUACUCCGUGAAAUGGAUCCAAAUACGAUAGAGGGUGAUAGCGUAAAGUACACUAUACACCUACAAGAUUCUGGGAUUGUUCCUGCAUGCACCGAAGUCUCUAUCGUAAAUCCUGAGACAAUGCAACCCUGUUAUGAAAAUGAAAUAGGUGAGAUUUGGUGCUGUUCUGAGGGAAACAUUUUUGAUUAUGCAAUUGGCGAUCUUUCAAGACCCUCAAACCCUAAGUUGCAAGAAAAUGUGAAGAACGGAUUUACGAGAAACGAAUUUAUUAACCGGCAGUUAAGGGCUAAAAUGCAGACUAAAGAUAAUGGAUUAUCAUAUUUAAGAACUGUGGACCUAGGUUUUAUUAAAAAGGUUAUCAAGGAAGAUGGAGAUGGAAAAACAAAGGAAUACUCAGUAUUAUAUGUUCUCGGAAGCAUCAAUGAGACAAUUGACAUACUUGGAUUGACCCAUUUUGUAAUUGAUUUAGAAGGUACGGUAAGAAAAGCUCAUCAGAGCAUUCGGAAUUGCAUGAUAUCUAAGUGUGGUGGAUUACUAUGCUGUCUAGUUGAAUGUAAUCCACGAAUAGAAACACCAGAAUAUUCGUCAUUAACCCCUUUGAUUGUUAAUUUACUAUUUAUUGAGCAUGGAAUUAUUCUUGACCUGUGUUGUUUUGUUAAGCCGAACUCUAUGAAAUACAUGGUUAAGGACUGGCAGAUAAACAGAAUGAGAAUAUUAGGUGAUUGGCUAGCGGAAAAAUUAGAUAUAGAGUCACAGUUUGGUGUCAAUAUUGGGGAAAAUAACUCCAUAUAUUUGCUUUCUGACUUUGAGAACAAUAGAUCCAGUAAUGUUCGAACAUAA